AUGGUUCUAUUAGAUCAAAAACUGAUGAAGGACAAUUCUCAUUACUGUGGAUUCGUAGGUGUACUCAGCUAUGAGAUUUCCAUUGUCUUUCAUUUCGUCAUAUCGAUAAACCGGUUUUGUGCAGUCUGGACACCAUUCAAGUACCAACAAAUAUUUAAUAUAAACAAUACUUGUGUCGUCAUUCUGAUGAUAUGGGUUGUUGUUGGAACAAUUGAUGUAAUUCUAUACGAAUGGUAUUGUCAUUUCUAUUUUGACGAUAGCAUCGGAUUUCUAACAUUCAACAAUUCUGAGCUCUGCUCAGACAUUGGUUGGUAUGGGGACUUUGUCAAAAACUCAUUUAUUGUGGCCGUGGUAUUAUGUUUCGAUAUUAUUACAAUCAUUGGCGUCAGAAGAGUUUCCAAAAAACUGAAAUCAGGGAUGACUGAUGCAACAAUCAAAAAGUUCUCUCGUCGGGAUAGACGAUUUCUGAAGCAGACAUUGAUUCAAGGGUCUGUAUUCAUGUUAGAGUUAUUGACCUACUUCUUUAUUCCACAAUACUUCACAAAUAGAUGGAUUGUAUUUUUUGGAACAUCAUUUGCAUGGGUAGCCGUUCACGUGGCAGAUGGACUAAUCGUGAUAAUUUGCAAUCCUGAAAUACGAAACUUCUUACUCGCUGACAAAACUUCUCUCAGACGUGGAACAAUUCUUCAAGUUUCAUCAGUUGUAGUGUAUCCUCAAUAA
This is a messenger RNA of Caenorhabditis remanei, 720 nucleotides long. RefSeq lists its product as uncharacterized. The record is from RefSeq and is a predicted model, not a curated record. The coding region runs from base 1 to 720 and encodes 239 amino acids. Gene Ontology annotation, cellular component: membrane. NCBI's taxonomy places the organism in Eukaryota, Metazoa, Nematoda, Chromadorea, Rhabditida, Rhabditidae. The transcript has 4 exons.